AUGACUCAGGCUAAUUCUGUAAUGGAGGUGUGUAAUCUGUUGGGGAGCGAACCGGUUGCUGGUCGUAGUAUGAAAGAAGCGGAGGACAGCAUUGUCCUCACGUAUCGUCUACAGUUCCGUAUUAUGCUCAACACUGUUCUCGUUCUUGGCAUUUCAUGGAUGACCCUAAUUCCGCCACUUGACAUGCAUUUUUUUUGGCAUAUUAAAAUAUUAUUCAUAUUUUCAAUUCUUCUCAUUCCUUCCGUCGUCAGUCAAGGUGGCGGUAUGGCGGAAUUGAAGGCAAUCACCGGCGAUGAACCGUACACGGGUGCUGGAAACCCACCCGCACCGAUUCCACAGCCGAUGGGAUUUUGGGGCAGACCGAGAUACUCUCCAAUGGUAUACGAUGCUUAUAAUCCUUAUGAAGUUCGUCGCUAUGUAGGAGCAGACCCCUACUACGGUAGAUACAAUCGUUUCUCGAGUUCCGGAUACAGUCCCUACGGUCUGCUUGCUGAAUAUUGGCAUGUGCCCACAUAUCUUUCAGAUAUCAUCCACUCGCAUACAUUUCUUAUGAUCCUUACGGAAAUCGCCGCUAUGUGGAUGCUGUCCCUUACUACCGCGGAUAUAAUCGUUUCUCAAGUGCCAGCUAUAGUCCUUAUGCGCCUUCCCUCGGAUCCUCGAGUUCCGACUGGUUACAUCUUCCACUUAUGCCCAUUAUUGUGUCCGUCACUGGCUAGGGAGGAGUAUGGAUUAAAUCCUCUCGAUGACUUCCUGCCGCCAACGACGAGACCAUCGCCCUUCGGCUCUGUGCCGAGACGGUCCCCAGUCGUCAUCCAAGACCCCGCCGACAUUCGUCGUGCCCCAAACUCCUUCUCCUCGCCUCCAAUCAAUAGUCCAUCCACAUCUGGUUCCAUCUCCUUGUCGUCAGCAACUGGUGGUGGCUACUACAAGGGUAAAGGCAACCCAAUGGCUGCUGGUGCCUGA
This is a messenger RNA of Angiostrongylus costaricensis, 963 nucleotides long. The record is from the annotation of a GenBank genome assembly. NCBI's taxonomy places the organism in Eukaryota, Metazoa, Nematoda, Chromadorea, Rhabditida, Metastrongylidae.